Molecule: messenger RNA, 336 nt
Organism: Symbiodinium pilosum
Lineage: Eukaryota; Dinophyceae; Suessiales; Symbiodiniaceae
Source: the annotation of a GenBank genome assembly
GGGACCCAAGCGACCUGGACCUCGCCGUGAUCGGACCAGGAGAUGAGUACUUGCAGUUCAACCUCACAGAGGGGGAUUACUACAGGGUCAGCGACUAUGGCACGUACGCAGUGCAGUGCAACCCAGGAGACAACUGCGGAUUGCCCGUGCUAGCGACGAUGUUUGUUCUCGCGCUGACGGGAGAGUAUGAAGUGCAGGUCUACCGCCGGGCGACGGCCUCCACGCCUUGGCAAGACAUCCAGAUCACGGCUCUUGUGAGACUCUGCGGAGAGGACACCGAGUACAGCUUCCUCCUUCCUUCCUAUGAGCAUAAUGAUACCAUCGCCAGCGACAUCA